CCCACCAUCCAGCGGGUGAGGACCGAGGAGCGGGAGCAGAUCAAGACCCUCAACAACAAGUUCGCCUCCUUCAUCGACAAGGUGCGCUUCCUGGAACAGCAGAACAAGGUCCUGGACACCAAGUGGACCCUACUCCAGGAGCAGGGCACCAAGACCGUGAGGCAGAACCUGGAGCCUUUGUUCGAGCAGUACAUCAGCAACCUCCGGAGACAGCUGGACAGUAUCCUCGGGGAGAGAAGCCGCCUGGACUCGGAGCUCAGGGGCAUGCAGGACCUGGUGGAGGACUACAAGAAAAAAUAUGAAGAUGAAAUCAACAAGCGCACAACAGCAGAGAAUGAAUUUGUGACUCUGAAGAAGGAUGUGGAUGCUGCCUACAUGAAUAAGGUGGAACUACAAGCCAAGGUAGACAGUCUCACAGAUGAGAUCAACUUCCUCAGAGCCUUCUAUGACGCAGAACUGGCUCAGAUGCAAACCCACAUCUCAGACACUUCUGUGGUCCUCUCCAUGGACAACAACCGUGACCUGGACCUGGACAGCAUCAUCGCCGAAGUCAAAGCCCAAUAUGAGGAGAUCGCUCAGAGGAGCCGGGCUGAGGCUGAGUCCUGGUACCAGAGCAAGUACGAGGAGCUGCAGAUCACAGCGGGCAGACACGGGGACGACCUGCGCAACACCAAGCAAGAGAUUUCUGAGAUCAACCGCGUGAUCCAGAGGCUGAGAUCUGAGAUCGACCAUGUCAAGAAGCAGUGCGCCAACCUGCAGGCCGCCAUUGCUGAUGCUGAGCAGCGUGGGGAGCUGGCCCUCAAGGAUGCCAACAAUAAGCUGGCUGGUCUGGAGGACGCCCUGCAGAAGGCCAAGCAGGACCUGGCCCGGCUGCUGAAGGAGUACCAGGAGCUGAUGAAUGUCAAGCUGGCCCUGGAUGUGGAGAUCGCCACCUACAGGAAGCUGCUGGAAGGCGAGGAGUGCAGGCUGAGUGGGGAAGGCGUUGGACAAGUCAACAUCUCCGUGGUGCAGUCCACCGUCUCCAGCGGCUAUGGCGGCGCCAGUAGUGUUGGCGGUGCCUUAGGCCUGGGUGGAGGCAGCGGCUACUCCUAUGGCAGCGGUCACAGCAUUGGAGGUGGCUUCAGUUCCGGCAGUGGCAGAGGCAUUGGGGGUGGCUUGAUUUCCACUGGGGGCGGCAGUUCCACCAUCAAAUACACCACCACCUCAUCCUCCAGCAAGAAGAGCUACAAGCACUGAAGUCCUGGCACCGGCACUCGGUCCCACGUUGUCUCAGGCCCCCUCUCCAGCUGCACUGUCCUCUCCUCAGGUUACUUCUUCUCUCCUGCUUCCUACUUCUCUUACUCUUCGAGUUAGAACUGAGGUUUCUGAGUGUCCUCAUUUCUCCUCUCUGCCUAUAUCUGCUCCGCCUGAGCUUCCACUGCUCACCACCAGAAGGUCGCUGCCUGGCUCCUACUCCAGAGCAGGGCAACUGCCCGUUGCUUCCACUGGCCCAGGGAUGCCCCAUCUUC
Molecule: messenger RNA, 1508 nt
Organism: Ceratotherium simum simum (southern white rhinoceros)
Lineage: Eukaryota; Metazoa; Chordata; Mammalia; Perissodactyla; Rhinocerotidae
Product: keratin, type II cytoskeletal 6A
Biological process (GO): intermediate filament organization; keratinization
Cellular component (GO): keratin filament
Molecular function (GO): structural constituent of skin epidermis
Source: RefSeq, a predicted model, not a curated record